AUGGAGCAGCAGCAAUUGCCCGAGCCGGCUACCUACCUGGCGGCAGCACCUCCUAUCCCCCGACGAUCCCGCGAACGAGACCGCAUCCGAAACCUCGCUGAUCAGCAGGACGAGAAUAAGAAAGUCGAGACGGAAAAGAAAACAAGUGGACUUACGUGGAGGCAAACUUUGGAAAACCACCGGAGAGAUCCCAACCGAACGCCCGAACGAAAAGACAAAGACCCACGCACCGACCACGCGUCCGCCGCCGCCGCCAGCAUAGCAGCCAGCUUAGCAGCCAGCGCCAACAACGCCAACCACAACCGAGACAGGGAUCCCAACCAACCAAUUCAAACCGCCUCUCCUGAGGUCAUCUCGUCCCUCAUCACAUCCCUCUCCUCCAUAUCACGCCCGCUGAGCACCCAUUUCGAGUCGCCCUUCUAUCUCGAGUCCAUAGGCCCCAACAGCCCCAUCGACCUGUCCUUCAACUCCUCCCCAACCGCCAAAUCGGGUUCGUUCGGUGUCGACUACGGCGCAUUCUCUAAGCCCUCCGAAACUCAGUGGCAGCACCAAGAUGUCCCCGUAGACCAGGCCACUGCAAGCCCUCCCGUUGUCCGGACCGGUAGAUCUCGUCCCACAUCCAAGAUAUCCGUGUCCUCCAAGGGCCCAAAAUCACCAAAGAGCCCCGCACACACGCGCGAACCCUCCGGCUUUAGGAGCUUGCUCUCGCGCGGUAGCAGCAGCGCACUGUCGCGAUCAUCGAGCAAGGCAUCCCUUGCGUCCGGCGUCGAAAGCAUUGGCAAGCUGAGCAUCGAACGAGGAAGCGAACCAGUUUCGCCCGUGGGCACCGACCCCAAACCAUUGCGCCGACAGAAAUCCGCCGAUAGCUGGAAUUGGAGGACAGCAGGUCGCAGUCAGCGCGGGUUGAUGUACAUGAGCAGUAAGGAGAGAUUACGCGAACAAGAAAUCGAAAAGAGGACGAGCGUUAUUGGUAUUUCGGCACUAGUUGCAAGUUCAUUCACAGGACUGGUUGGAACGGGCACAACAAGCGGCAGCUCGACCCCCCGUCUCGAUCCGUUGUCGGUGGAGAGUAUUAUCAGCGAGGAACCAGGCAGCGAUAUCCCUUCUACACCCAAGUUGCCGACGGACUGGGAACCUCCAAGCGGCUUUGGGAGCUCCCCGCCAGGUAUUCCCACCAGGGAGUCAUCGUUGAGGAGGUCACAGAAACACAAGCGGUCGUCUACCAGGACGUCGCGCAAGUCGAUACGGGAAAGCGACACUGGCGCGAACGACACCAUUCACGAACUUGAAGAGCACCCCAGCGAGCUCCCCGAGCCACGCACCGAAAAACCGCAACGACGCCAAAGAAAGAUGCUGGACCCUUUACGCCUCUCUGCAGACUUACACAUGAAACCAGUAUUAUCCACACCUACAGUCAACAUGUUCCCAGAAACCGAAACCGACGAAGUUGCACCCUCUCCCGCAAUCGCCCAGUCACGCCCACAGGAUCGCGAUGCAGAUCCAAAAUCGAAACGAAGAUCAGCCUUUUUGAACCCAGAUUCUUUGGUUGGCAACGGUGAUAGCAACGGGAAUUCAGAUAAUAAGAACAAGCGGGCUAGCAGUAAGCUUAAACGACUCUCCGACGCUAUUAUACCUGGAAAUCCUGACAAAUCUUCUUCGACAGAGGGAAUUGGACCGCAUGUUACAUACGAGAGGCCAAAAAGCGCAGACAGCAUCGACGACACGGUCGAGGCUUACCUAUGUAGUCCCCGACUAAGCCAGAAGAUCCGGCAUCCGCAGACAGGUCGCGUAAUCAGCUUCAGCGAAGUGGGCGAUCCCAACGGGAGUGCCGUUUUCUGCUGUGUGGGCAUGGGUCUGACGAGGUAUAUUACCGCGUUUUACGACGAGCUGGCCUUGACGUUGAAGCUCCGGAUGAUUACCCCUGAUAGACCUGGAGUGGGUGAUAGUGAGCCGUAUAGUGAUGGUAACACGACGCCACUGGGCUGGCCUGAUGACGUCUAUGCCAUAUGUCAAGCUCUCAAAAUUACAAAGUUCUCCAUCCUCGCCCACUCCGCUGGCGCCAUCUACGCCUUAGCAACCGCGCUACGCAUGCCUCAACACAUUAGAGGAAAGAUCCAUCUACUCGCGCCUUGGAUUCCCCCAUCCCAAAUUAACGUCAUCGGAGGUGGUUCUCAGAACCCUCUACCACCGACCAACGCCAUCCCUACCAGCCAAAAAAUCCUAAGAGCACUACCAACACCCAUCCUCAAAGUCGCUAACAGCAACUUUAUGGCCGCCACCAGCUCCAGCAUCACCUCCUCCCUACCCAAACAAAAACGCGCCAAGCGCGACAAGAAGAAGGACAAAUCUUCUUCGUUAGGCAUAAUAGAAAACAAAGACUCCGACCGGCCCGCCACCUCCUCCGGCAUCAUCAGUACCGAACCAAGCGGCGCAGACGAAGAUAUGGACCGCAUCCGCCCCACCAUCACCAACAGCAACAAGGGCAUCGGCGGCGGCAGCCACCGUCACCGGCACACCCGCUCCAAAUCCUCCAACCUCGCCGGCGUCGACGAACACAACAACAACCACUCCCGCCACUCCACCUCGGGCGGCCUCUCAGACGCCGACGUCGCUGCCGCUUUGGCGCUAGCCGAGCGCGAACGUCAACAACAAUACGACCACCGCCUCACGCACGCCAUUUGGCAAUUAGCUACCACGGGCGCCAACCCGGCCGUGGACCUCUUGGUCUGCUUGGAGCGUCGGCACACCAUUGGGUUUCGCUACGUGGACAUUGCCCGCCCUGUCGUGAUCCACCACGGUAGUCGCGAUACGAGAGUACCUGUCGAAAACGUCAAGUGGCUAGGGAAAAUGAUGAGGCGGUGCGAGGUACGCAUUCUAGAAGGCGAAGGUCACGGACUCAUGGCUAGCGCGCAGGUGAUGGCGGGCGUGUUGAUGGAGAUCAGUAAAGAGUGGGAGGACUGGGGGCGGGUGACGGGGCAGAACCCGGGGGUGUUGAGUGAGAGGGGUGGAGCGAUGGGGACGGGGAAAGGGGAUGGGAGUGGGGCCAAUGGGGGUAAACAUGGGCAUGGUCAUAGGAGGGGCACGAUGGAUCGGUUGGGGAUGAGUAUGGGGAUGAGUUUUGGACUGGGAGGAGGAGGAGGUCCGAAGGACACGUAGUGAGCGAGCCUGCUGAGCUCUUUCGUUGUUUUCCAA
Messenger RNA from Neurospora crassa OR74A, 3192 nucleotides. Its product is annotated as hydrolase. The transcript is spliced from 2 exons. NCBI's taxonomy places the organism in Eukaryota, Fungi, Ascomycota, Sordariomycetes, Sordariales, Sordariaceae. The record is from RefSeq and is a predicted model, not a curated record. The coding region runs from base 1 to 3156 and encodes 1051 amino acids.